AACUAUUACUAAAUUUAGUUUUGUAUUUAGUUUGUUGAAAAUUAUUUAUAAUAGACUCUUUGAUAAUAGUAGAAAAGAAAUCUUAAGAAAUAACUUACUAUAAAUUAAGUGAAAUGGAAUCAUCUGACCUUUUACAGUCUUUUAAUUCUCAAGUAACCACAGAAUCAGUUACAGAAAAUUCAAUGAACGCAUUGGACAGUGAUUAUGCGGAAUUACAAGAACAAGUGAUGGCUAAUUUCCAAAAACCAAUAUUACCAAAUGUAAAUGUGCCAGAGAAAAUUAUUAUUUGCUUAGACGUCUGCUACGAUGAUCAGAAUUCUCUAUUCAGACUCGGAGAUGGAACAACCUAUACUCCAAUAAAUAUGUUAAAAAGGGUUUUAGAAUUUUUUAUACACUCUAAACAUGCUAUCAAUAAGAAAACAGAGUUUUCCCUGAUAGCCAUGCAAGACGACAGUGCUUGCUUUGUACAAAAUUUUACACAUAACUUAAAGGAUAUACUAAAUGCUAUUGAUUAUGUUAAUGCUGAAGAAAGCAAGUCAGAAACAUUUGAUUUUCAAAAAAUUUUUCAGAUUAUAAAACAAGAAGUUGAAAUACCACAAUUUAAGCAGUCUGAAUGUAUAAUUCGACCUCCAUAUGUUGUCCGUAUGAUUGUGUUGUAUGCUCGCUCAAACUGCAUACCUGUUAUCGCUCAGGAGGACUCAUAUUUCAAUUAUUUAAAAAAGCAAGUUUAUUUUUACAUUGAUAUUUUACUUGCUCACGAGGAAGAUUGUGCUCUUUAUAAGUGUGCAGAAGUUUAUGAUUCACUACAGGAUUUAGACGAUGGUUACUCAUAUGUCUUUGAGGUAUCAAAAAAUGCAGCUAAGAUACAUGAUUCUAUUGCAAAGUUAUUAGCGCAUCCUUUGCAAAGACCUCUACAAAAAAAUACAGAUUAUGCAUUUCCAUCUAAAUUUUAAUUUUGUUUUUAAAAUAAGUCUUAGGGUAUAUUGUUAAGAAGAUAGUGAUUCUAUUUAUAUUAUUAUCACAUAAUAAUCAUAAAAUAUAAAAUAACAUCAGCUUUCAUUUUUCUACCCUUUCUAUUUUUCUCUAAUAUAAGAAAUUAUUACUUGUACCUUUUUUAUAUAAUAACUAAUAAUAAAAAAUAUCAUUAUCAUAA
This is a messenger RNA of Melitaea cinxia (Glanville fritillary), 1153 nucleotides long. Its product is annotated as BRISC and BRCA1-A complex member 1-like. Bases 114 to 953 code for a protein of 279 amino acids. Gene Ontology annotation, biological process: double-strand break repair; protein K63-linked deubiquitination; mitotic G2 DNA damage checkpoint signaling. The transcript has 2 exons. Gene Ontology annotation, cellular component: nuclear body; BRCA1-A complex; BRISC complex. The record is from RefSeq and is a predicted model, not a curated record. Lineage: Eukaryota; Metazoa; Arthropoda; Insecta; Lepidoptera; Nymphalidae.